AUGUAUUCAACAACUCUGUCCUAUAUUUCAUUUUUAUCUCACCAAAACCCAAAACAAAAGCAGAGGAAGGAGCUCACGAGUGUCUCCCUUCUUCCUCAAAAAGAACAACAGAAGAGAAAAACAAAUCACCUAAACCAGACCCAUGUCUCAUGAUACUAAGAUCCUCUGUUCCAUUUUCCUAAUCCUCCUUCAAUACCAAUUCCAAUUUUGCACCCCCACUGACACCAUAAACACCACACAGUCCCUGAAAGAUGGUGACUUGCUCAGCUUCAGCAAUCAAAUCUUUGCCCUGGGGUUCUUUACCCCCGGAAAAUCGACAAACCGGUACCUCGGAAUAUGGUACAGCAAGGUUUCCGAGCAGACCUUUGUCUGGGUCGCCAACAGGGGCGACCCAAUCAACGACACAUCCGGUUCCUUCUCAUUUGACGUCACAGGAAACCUCGUCGUAACUGGUCCAGACCGGAGCAAUCUAGUCUGGUCCACAAAUGUUUCAGAUCUGACGGUGGCGAAAAACUCCUCGGCUCAGCUACUGGAUUCAGGAAAUUUGGUGGUGCUUGAUAGCAAAGGGGUAGUUGUGUGGCAGAGCUUUGAUUAUCCUACGGAUACUUUGCUUUCCAACUUGAGAUUCGGUGUGAACCGGAAAACCGGUCUCAACCGGUUCCUGACACCUUGGAAGUCGGGCGAUGACCCGGGACUUGGGGAGUACUCUCUCAAAAUGGACCUUAACGGGUCUCCUCAAUUGUUUCUGUACAAGGUUUCGGGUCUGGUUUGGCGGGCGGGCGGGUUCAUGGAUAGGGCGCGGGUGGAGCGGUAUACCCGAGAUGACAACUAAAUUCAUCUUCAACCUCAGUUAUGUCGAAAAUCAGGACGAGGUAACUUUGAGUUACUCUAUUCGUGACCUCUCAAUUUCCUCGAGAUGGGUGCUCAACGAAUCCGGGACGGUCCAGAGGUUGAUGUGGCACGAUAACGAGCAUAGAUGGGUUGAGUUUUACGCAGCUCCGAAAGAACCCUGUGACUCCUACAAUUACUGUGGCCCGAACGGUAACUGCGACCCGUCCAACGUAGGCACGGGCCAGUUCGAAUGCACGUGCCUGCCCAGGCUUGAGCCCAAGUCGGCACACGACUGGUACCUGAGGGACGGGUCGGGCGGGUGCGUGAGGAAGCGCGGCAGGCACGUGUGUGGGAGCGGCGAGGGCUUCGAGAAGGUGCCACUUACGAAGGUGCUGAACACGUGGAUGGCACGUGUGGAUAGGGGUGUGACGGGGCUCAAAGAGUGUGAGUCAGAGUGCUUGAGGAACUGCUCGUGCAAUGCGUAUGCGAGUGCGGAUGUUUCUCGCGGGGACAAUGAAUGCGUGAUGUGGCAUGGGGAUUUAAUGGACUCCAGAGUGUUUUCAAGUGGGGGCAGGAUUUAUACAUUCG
Molecule: messenger RNA, 1419 nt
Organism: Rhododendron vialii
Lineage: Eukaryota; Viridiplantae; Streptophyta; Magnoliopsida; Ericales; Ericaceae
Product: G-type lectin S-receptor-like serine/threonine-protein kinase RKS1
Exons: 1
Coding region: 143-832 (229 amino acids)
Source: RefSeq, a predicted model, not a curated record